AUGUCCAUAACAAUACUUGAUGCACAGUGCUUGUAUUUGAAGAAGAUUAAUGGACAUGCUACAGCAGGAUUCCUGUUACAGUACAACUGGCAGUCUGCCAAGGGUACUCCUGUGCGUACUUUGCAACUAGCCUUGAGCAUCAGUGGGGCAGGACAAGAUACAUCCUCAACCUACCUAAACAAGAAGGUCAUCUGUCAGUAUGAAAACCCAUGGACUAUCCCAAAUCUAUUGUCCCUGGUGCGAAUUGGUUUGGCACCAGUUCUGGGAUACUUGAUUGUUGAAGAAGAUUUCAAUGUUGCACUCGGUGUCUUUACUUUGGCUGGAAUAACAGACCUGCUGGAUGGAUUUAUUGCACGAAACUGGGCUAAUCAGAAAUCAGCUUUGGGAAGUGCCCUUGACCCUUUGGCUGAUAAAAUUCUUAUCAGUGUCCUGUAUGUCAGCUUGACUUGUGCAAAUCUUAUUCCAGUUCCACUUACUUCUCUCAUCAUCUUGAGGGAUAUAGUGCUCAUUGCUGCUGUUUUUUAUGUACGAUUCAAAACUCUUUCUCCACCAAGAACACUUAGUAGGUAUUUCAACCCUUGCUAUGCCACUGCUCAGUUAAAACCGACAUUCAUCAGCAAGAUGAACACAGCAGUUCAGCUAAUCUUGGUGGCAGCUUCUUUAGCAGCUCCUGUAUUCAAUUAUGUGGACAGCGUAUAUCUGCACAUACUAUGGUGUUUGACAGCUUUAACAACAACAGCAUCUGGAUAUAGUUAUUAUCAUUAUGGCAGAAAAACUUUUAAGGUGAUAAACAACAAAUGAAGUACCACAGAAAGGGCCAUCUCUUCACAACACGGUUUGCUAUGCUGCUGAAGGAUGUUGACUGCAGUGUAACUGGUCUGUGGAUAAAGGAUUUGUUUUUUCUUCUUAAUGAGCAGCUGUCUAAAUCAAAAGCAUGUCAUCAGAAUCUGAAGUUAAAAUGAAGUCUGAUCAUGUAUUAUAUACUGAUUUUUUUUUCUCACUGUAUUUUUGAAUUUGUUAAAAAAUAAAUGUAGCUGUUAAAAAUGACGUAAUAUUCUUACAAGCUCUUGCAAGUAACUAGUUGCUGUCAUGAUCAUUUUGAAGCUAUCUCUUUCUAUUGCUCUUCAGAAGCCAGAAGUUUGUAUUCUUUAUCCCAAUUUUUUAUGACAUUUUAAGUGGUAGGCAGAGUACUGAUCAGGUCGGUGACAACGCAUAGGGGUGCACUGGGGUGCACAUGCACCCCCUGAUUGGCUGCACCUGCCGCUUAGGCGAUGGGCAGGCGGGAGUGCCAGUGUCCCCCCUGCAAGCGCUGGCAGAUGGCUGCACCCUCUCCCAGAAGCGGCCACAGCCACUCCUGGAAGUGGUUGCAGUGAUUGGCUAUGGGGGAGCUCUCUCCAGGCAGCGAGAUCUGCCAUUGGGGGGACUCCCCCCGCACAAAGCGGCACCAGUCGCCCAUGGAUGAGGUUGUGUGUGUUAGAGCUGAGUGGAAAAAGGAUUUAUAAACACAAGUGUCAUACUGUGCUUAGCUCUACAUUAGAAAGACCAUAUCACUUAUUAGGAUUUACAAAAAUAAAAGUAGGAAUAACUUCUUCUGAAACUUAAAUCUGAUAAAUUCUGGUUCACUGUUCAUUAGGAUGGUGGUUCACCUAAUACUUUAAAAAUUAUAACCUAUCUUUCAGUUAAAGGAACAAGACAAAAGGGUUCCAGUUACAUUAUAGUUAAGUGCAGUGUACUGUCUGUAGGUAAAAUAAGUUUGUAUUCAGAGGCAUAUGAUUGCAGCUGUUAAUUGGUAGCAUGAAACCUGGGUGAUGAAUUCCCUGUUUGUGGUGGUAUUAGUUAAAACAAACAAACAAAAAACCAAAAAAAAUGCUUGGAUAUUUUAAGAGCUUCUAAGAGCAGAAGUUUCAACAUUGACAAAACUGAAAAAGUCAAGGCAUUUUUAAAUCAUUGUCCAAAUGUAAUGAUUGAAUUGGAAACAUCUAGAGCAGUGGUUUUCAACAGUGGUGUUGUGAUACAGAUGCUGCCACUGGCAGCCAGGUAAAACUGUUCUACACACAAGGCUGCAGCAUGCGUGUUCCUCCUGCAUUAGGGUCCUCUGAUAACCCUGAAACAGGCAGGAGAGGCUGCUUGGACUCUUCCUGGUCUGCACCCUUGCAUCACUACCCCCCACCCCCAUGCACUUUUCCCCUGAAAACAGGUACAUUCCAUCUCUGUUUCUCAAAGAUGAAGUGUAGGGUUGGACUGGGAAGUGCUUCAGUGUAAGCCAGCUUUUCUGCCUGUUUUAGGGUUGUUAGAAAACCCUAAAGCAGGAGGAAUGCAGGCAUGUUAGGCCAGUUUUACUUGGUGGCGUCAGCACCUGGUUGAGAACAAGUGAGGUAAGUUGAGCACAACAGUGGUUCUCAACCAGGGGUGCCACCAUACUCAGAGGUUUUGGAGGGGUGAUCUGCCUCUGAAAAGGUUGAGAACUACUGAUCUAGAGCUUCAUGUUCUGGCAGUAAGUCUCAUGUACCUUGGAGUUCAGUAGGCAUUACUGUUUCCAUUUUUCCACCCAGGAUAAAGUCAAAGCAAAACCAUUUAAAGUUACAACAUUUAAAUUCUUGUCCCUUGCUAUUCUAUCUACAAAAAGUAUAGGAGAAGGAACUGCAUAGGAUGGAUCGAAUCACCAGUUACAAAAUCUACCUUUUUAAUCUUUUGGAGCCCCAUAUGGCAUGUUGCGUGUAGUAGCAAAAUGUUGAUUUGUGAAGGCUUAAAUGAUUGAAUUGAAGAGGUAUGUGUUAGAUUAUGCUGCUAUAUCACCAGAAGUGAAUUUAUUGUAAAUAUAUUUUCAUGUUUUGAGGGUUGUGAUUCUACAUGUUUAUAUAUAUGAAAUAUUUUAUUACAUUUUUAUAUUUAAAUUUGUAUAGACAUGGUGCACAGACAAAGGAUUUUUUAGUACCUACCAGUCUUGGCCAUCUCCCUAUGCUGCAGUCAGAGUCUGUCCUUUUGUCACAGGAUAAACAUAAAGCACAUCCUCUAAAUGCCUGUUUUUAAACUCUGAAUGUUUAGUAAACUGGAGUAUCUUGAUUUUUAAGAACCUAGGUUUAGAAUGGGGAGACUAUGAAGUCCACCAGGUCAUUCAUCCCUUUUACUUUAUCACCACAAAUAUUGUGAGAUACACUUGUAUGUGUAAAGAUGGCAGGGAAUGGCAAAGCAUUGGACCACUGAAGGAUAAUGUUGGCAUGCAGUGCCUCAGCGCUUAUUUAUAAAUAAAAGUCACAGCGUUACAUAACUUGA
Alligator sinensis (Chinese alligator) is the source of this 3273-nucleotide messenger RNA. It is a transcript of the gene CRLS1, whose product is annotated as cardiolipin synthase 1. Gene Ontology annotation, cellular component: mitochondrion; membrane. The record is from RefSeq and is a predicted model, not a curated record. Gene Ontology annotation, biological process: cardiolipin biosynthetic process. The transcript is spliced from 8 exons. The coding region runs from base 1 to 801 and encodes 266 amino acids. Gene Ontology annotation, molecular function: cardiolipin synthase activity. Lineage: Eukaryota; Metazoa; Chordata; Crocodylia; Alligatoridae.